UUUUGGGGUGAGUUUGAGUGGUUUGGGGUGAAUGGGGCCGGUUUUGGGGUGAGUUUGAGUGGUUUGGGGUGAAUGGGGCCGGUUUUGGGGUGAGUUUGAGCGGUUUGGGGUGAAUGGGCCGGUUUUGGGGUGAAUUUGAGCGGUUUGGGGGUGCUGCCCCAGGGGGGUGGCGGUCGCGGGUGGAACCGUCCAGUCUGUGCUCCCGGUUCCUCCGCCCGCUGGUCCCAGUUCCAGCUCCCAGUGCCCCCAGCUCACCCUAAAUCUCCCCCCAACCCCCCCCUGUUCACUGUGACCCCCCCCCCCCCCGCCUCCCCGUUCACUGUGACCCAUCCCAGCUCCUGCCCCCCCAAUUCACUGUGACCCCUCCCGGUCCCCCCCCAGUUCUCCCCCCAGUUCCUCCCGACCCGCCCACUCGCGGCAGGGCGGGGGAGUCUCUUGCCCCCUCCCCCCCCCCCGCCAGUGGUCCGUUCCGCGCGCGGUGCACGCCGGGAGGCGCAGUCCCGCCCUGGCCGUUGCGCUCCGCGCACGCGCGCGGCCGCUCCCCGCCCACCCCCCGCGGCGGGCUCCGCCUCCGGCGCGCGUGGCGCUCACGUGGUGCGCGCGGCCGGCGGGGGUCAGAGCGCGCGAGCGCCAGAGCGCGCGGGAGCGGCGGCUCCACGCGGACCCGGGACCACCCGGGAUCCACCCGGGACACCCGGAACCCUCCGGGACACCUCGGGAUCCCACCCGGAACCCUCCGGGACACGCCGGGAUCCCACCCGGGGCACCCUGGGACCCCCCGGUAUCCCACUCGGACCCACCCGGGGACACCCGCGAAUCCACCCGGAACCACCUGGAACCUCCCGGGAUCCCACCCGGACCCACCCGGGACACCCCGGAACCCCCGGGAUGCCACCCGGGCGCCCCCGCAGGGACCGGGCUCUGCGCCCCCCCCGCCGGACCGGGACCCCCGCCCCGCCCCCCCCCCCGCCCCCCGUGAGCAGCUCGUGAGCGGCUGGGGCGCAGCUGGAGCGGGUGACAAGGAUGACGACACCGGCAGCGACCGGGACGUCCCGGCCGCGGGUCCACAAGUGGCGCUCGGUGACGGUGACGGUGACACACGAGGAGCCCAACGGGGACGCGCUGCCCGAGCGGAACCUCGCAGCGCCCGAGGCCGCGGAUCCAGCCGCAUGAGCUGAAGGACGCAUUCGCGGGGGGAGGGGACGGGGGGACCCCCCUGGGACGGAUGGACGGACCCGGAUGGACACACCGCCCCCCCGGGAUGGACGGACAGACGGACCCGGAUGGACAGACGGACCCGGAUGGACACACCGACCCCCCCCUCCCUGAGCCCCUGGGGGGGAAUUGGCGCUAAAAGCGUCAAAAAUGGGGGUUGGGAGGGCGGGGCCGUGACCCCCCCCUCCCGCCCCCUCCCCCGCUCCCGCCCCUCCCCCCGCCUCCCGCCCUCCCCCACCUCCCGCCCCUCCCCCGCACGAGCGACCUGUGCUGGUGCCCACCGCCCCCCCCUCCCCGUUCUUGCGUGGCAAACAGAGACCGUUAUUGAUCAUUAUUGUCAUUGACCAUUAUUUACUGUCAUUGGUUGUUAUUGACAUUGACCGUUAUUGACCAUCAUUGAUCAUUAUUGAGCGUCAUUGACCGUCAUUGAUCAUCAUUGACCGUUAUUGAUCAUUAUUGACCGUCAUUGACCAUCAUUGAUCAUUAUUGCGCAUCAUUGACCGUUAUUGAUCAUUAUUGACCGUCAUUGACCGCUAUUGAUCAUCAUUGACCGUCAUUGAUCAUCAUUGACCGUUAUUGAUCAUUAUUGACCGUCAUUGACCGUCAUUGAUCAUUAUUGCCCAUCAUUGACCGUAUUGAUCAUUAGUGACCGUCAUUGACCGUUACCGGUGUCGGUGCCGUUUGUUCGGGUUAUUUCGCGGGGGCGGGACGGCGUGGCCAAACGCGUCCCACCUCCGGCGCCGCUGGGUGACGUCACGGCAAGCCCCCAUUGGAGGCUGCGCGGGUCACGUGGGGGCGGCGCGCCGGAAGGGGAAGCGGCCGUGGCUGUGGCGACGGGACGCGCUCCGCCAUGGACGGGGCUCCCAGCGACCCCCCCGGGGACCCCCCCGAGGACCCCGCGGCCGCGGGUCCCCCCGCCGUGCCCGGUCCCGGUGCGGGGGGGGGCCCCGGGGGGGGGGCGCGGGGGCGGGGCCGGGUCCCGGUGCCGGUGCCGGUGCGGGGGGGUCCCCGCCGCGCGCCCCCCGCGCUGCUGUCGCUGCCGCUGGAGCUGCUGCUGCGCAUCCUGGCGUUCCUGGGCGCGCGGGAGCUGCGCGCGGUGCUGCCGCGGGUCUGCCGCGCGCUGCGGGACGCGGCGCGGGACCGCGCCGCAUGGCGGGCGCGCCUGCGCGAGCGCGCGGGGGGGCGCCUGCCCGUGCUGGACGGUGAGGGUUCGACGUGGCUGGGCGCGUGCGUGGAGCUGGAGGAGCUGCUGCAGCGCUGGGGGGGCGCGCGCGGGGCCCCCCCGAUGGAGCAUUUCUCGCUGGACGACGGGCACUUCGCCUCCGUGGACUCGGUGCUGCUGCUGCAGGGCGGCUCCCUCUGCGUCUCGGGCGCCCGCGACCGCAACGUGAACCUGUGGGACCUGCGGGAGCUGGGCCGCGCGCCGGGCCGGGCGCUGGUCAAGGCGCUGGGCACCGGGCGCACCGGCACGCACAGGGGCUGGGUGUGGUGCCUGGCGGCGCGGGAGCUGCUGUGCUCGGGCUCCUGGGACAGCACCGUCAAGCUCUGGGACCUGGGGGCCGAGGGGCAGCAGGUCGGGGAGAUCAGGGAGAAGGCGGCCGUGCUGUGUCUGUGCUACCAGCCCGACGUCAUCGUCACCGGCACCUACGACAAGACGGUGGCGCUGUACGACCCGCGAGCGGCGCAGUCCCUGGUGCGCAGCUACAAGCCGCACGGCAGCGCGGUGCUGGCGCUGGCGGCCGAGACGCGGCUCGUGGUGUCGGGCAGCGAGGACCGCACGCUCGUGGUGUUCGACCGACGCGCCGGCGGCGUCCUGCAGCGCCUGCAGCUGCAGAACUACCUGCUGUCCAUGUCGUACCGCGACGCGCAGCUCUGGGCCGGCGACAACCAGGGACGCGUCUACGUGUUCGGGAGCGGCGGCGGCGGCUUCCAGCCCGUACGGUACUUCGACGUGGGGCACCGCCUGCAGAUCACGGGGCUGUGGCGCUCGCUGGGCUCUCUCUACACGACGUCCACCGACCGCACGCUGCGGAUCCACGUCCCCACGGACCCCCCGCGCACCAUCUGCUCCUGGACCCACGACGACGUCCUCAACGGGAUCAGCGUGGAGGGCGACGUGGUGGCCGCCGCCUCCGGGGGCCUCUCGGUCGAGAUCUGGAGGCUCCGCACGUGACCCGGGGGGGUCCCCGCCGCCGGGGGGGGGUGUCCCCGCUCCCCCGGGGCUCCUGCCGGCUGCGGGGACCCCCCCCGCGCCCCCCGACGCGGAGGAGCUGCCGCCUGCUCACGGGUAUUAAAGGAUUUGACUGGA
This is a messenger RNA of Columba livia (rock pigeon), 3523 nucleotides long. RefSeq names its product F-box and WD repeat domain containing 9 (gene FBXW9). The record is from RefSeq and is a predicted model, not a curated record. Gene Ontology annotation, molecular function: protein binding. NCBI's taxonomy places the organism in Eukaryota, Metazoa, Chordata, Aves, Columbiformes, Columbidae.